AGCGUGGCUCCCAGCCUGACUUUGGGACUGUUGGGGGGAUGACCGCAUGCGGCUGGCGCACGCCUCCCAUGUACCAGGGUUCUCCUGGGACUCCUGGGCGCAUGCGCAUGGAGCCCAGGGUGCACCCGCCCGUAACCGCUGUAGCGGCAACGCGCCCGGAGGCUUUCGUGCAGGUUUGCCGCUGGCACCCUGCGGACUCUGGCGCCGAGACGAGCCGCGCCAGCCCGGGGCCGCCCCGGCCGGUCAGCUCCGUGCCCACCCCAAGCCCAGGGCGGCUCCGACCAGCCUGCUCAGUGCCCACGCCGAGCCCAGGGCGGGGGCCCAAUUUGAACCAGCGGGAGCCGCAGCUGCCGCUGAGGUUCUCCAGUGAGCCGAACCGUCACGAGCUGCAGCAAUACGUGGCCCAGCGGGUGGCCCAGCGGAAGAUGGAGCACGUGCCCUCGGAUGGGGACCUCUCCGCUCUCACCCCGACCUCCCGGAAGGACGCCUGCGCGGAGUUGCUGGAGAUGUUGGGCGCCAUCGCCGCGGCCGCGCGGCGCCAGACGGCGCAGGCGGCCAAGGUGGCCCAGGAGCGGAGCCUGGCACAGGAUCGCCUCGCAGACUGUGAGGCCAAAGCGGCCGUCUCCAAGGAAGAGCUGGGCGCGGUGCACGCGGAGCUCCGUGAGGCCGAGGCCUUGCUCCGGGAGAGCCAGGCAGAGGCCCUGGCUGCCAAGGCGGAGGCCCGGAUCAAGGCAGAACGCUGGGAGGAACAGGAGCUGCUGCAGUUGCGCGCGGAGCUCCAGGAGGAGCAGCGCCUCUCCGAGCAGCGGCAGGCGGAGCUGCUGAGACUCGCCCGGGAGGCACAAGAGCAGAAGGACCGAGAUCAGCAGCAAAAGGAGCAGAUUGCAGAGCUCAAGGAGCGCCUGCAAGGGUUCUACGAAGAGCAGAACCACCACCAGGUCGCGCAGCUUAUUCAGGCAGCUGCUCAGGAGGUGAACCUGCUGCCCAGAAGGGACAGCACUUGCAGGCAGUUGUUCUCCCCGUCGCUGCUGACCCCAGCAUCAGAGUCCACAGGGAGCACUUUUGUUUUCGAGGAGCCGGCCCCAAGUGUUCCACUACCAGUGCUUCUCAACAAUGCCGCGGAGGCAGCUUGCGGUGCGGGCGCUUUGGUUUGCUCACCCUUGUCUGCCGCGCCCAGCCUGAAAUCUGGUGUACAGAAGCCCCGGUCCUCCUUGGUCUCCUCCCUGGCCCCCUCUUCCGGGGAAGUCGUGAUGCCCAGCCCUACAGAGAGCGCCACCUCUGCCCCUGCGCGUUUGAGCGAUGCGCCCCGGCCCUUUGUGCGGCCAGGCACCCGCGGCGCCUCCCCAGGUGCCUCGUUGUAUUGCCUCAGCAGCAGCGCCAGCUCGCUGCCUCAGCGCAGCCGCAGCGGCACGCCCCACGACGAGGCACCGCCCGUGGGCUGCGUGGCCGAGAAGAUCAUCUUCUUCGACAGGCACACGCCCUCGGAGCCCAAAACGCGGCCGCAGCCCACACAGCCCGUGCCCACACCCCUGGGCCGCCACUUGCUGCCACGCGCGUCCAGCCCCCGGGCCUCUCCCACCAAGUGCCGCCGCCGGCUGUCAUAUCCUGAGGUGCAAGCCUGAGUCAAAGAUUCAAACUUAGAGCGCCAGCGCACCGCAGUAAAUGACAUGCCUGCACAUAUAUGGGU
This is a messenger RNA of Effrenium voratum, 1687 nucleotides long. NCBI's taxonomy places the organism in Eukaryota, Dinophyceae, Suessiales, Symbiodiniaceae. The record is from the annotation of a GenBank genome assembly.